This is a messenger RNA of Pelobates fuscus (common spadefoot toad), 943 nucleotides long. RefSeq lists its product as uncharacterized. The record is from RefSeq and is a predicted model, not a curated record. Lineage: Eukaryota; Metazoa; Chordata; Amphibia; Anura; Pelobatidae. The coding region runs from base 1 to 933 and encodes 310 amino acids. The transcript has 8 exons.
AUGGUCCACCGGAGGAAGAUGGCACACACUUCAACAUUUCUUAAAACCGUGGUCAUUUUUAUAUUAAUCUAUCCACUACCAUGGCACGUGAAAGAUACAACAAAUGUUACAUUAAAUUCUACAACUAUAAAAGAAGAUCAAAAUGUAACACUUGGCUGUGAAUUUAAUAGUUCAAGCCUAUCCUUUGCUUUAUUUUGGAUCGCUCUCUAUCCUGAAGCUGAUAGUAAACAGUGUGUAUCAUCUGUAGAGGUAGACACAGAGGGCUAUGAAUAUCGAAUUAACAAUCUCUGCAAUUCUACUGAUAAUAUCAAUAGGCGCUUUACUAAUAGGAAUUUAUCAAAAGUAAUAGACCAAAAUCAACGUCACCACUUGAAAAUUACGAAUAUUAAACAAUCGGACAGUGGGAGAUAUCUGUGUAUUGUACAAACAUGGCCUUCAACAGAUAAACAGAAAUGGAUACUGGUCAGCAACAUUUCACUGCAAGUAACCAAGGCAAACAAACCAACCUCCAAACCAGAAAAUCUACUCAUCACAGACAUGAGUCGGGCAGACUGUACUGAUCGCCCCACUACAACAGAAAGUUCAGAGUAUACAAAUCCAAAAGGCCCGGAUGAAUCGUUUUUUAUAGCCAUUGGAGCGGUGGCAGGGAUAAUUCUUUUCACCGGAAUAAUACUGCUGAUUGUAUGGUGUAUCAAGUCCAAGGGAAAAAAGAAGAAAACAGAUAUGCACAGGAAAUCCGAUGCAGUAGAGCUUCCAGAAAAUGAUUGCACGCCCUAUGCAGUUAGUAACAGAUGUGAUUUAAUGGAGAGCCCAGAAGUUGAGUAUUCGCUUGUGAGAGAUCCACAGCAAAAAUCCGAGGAAGAAUAUUCAGAAGUAGAUUUCAAGAAAGAAACACCUGAAUCAAACACAGUAUAUUGUGUGGUAAAUAAGUAAUUUCAUUAAU